This is a messenger RNA of Colossoma macropomum (tambaqui), 6094 nucleotides long. RefSeq names its product ATPase phospholipid transporting 8B5a (gene atp8b5a). Gene Ontology annotation, molecular function: ATP hydrolysis activity; ATPase-coupled intramembrane lipid carrier activity; magnesium ion binding. The transcript is spliced from 28 exons. The coding region runs from base 390 to 4016 and encodes 1208 amino acids. Gene Ontology annotation, cellular component: plasma membrane. The record is from RefSeq and is a predicted model, not a curated record. NCBI's taxonomy places the organism in Eukaryota, Metazoa, Chordata, Actinopteri, Characiformes, Serrasalmidae. Gene Ontology annotation, biological process: phospholipid translocation; Golgi organization.
GGAGUGUGUGACAGUGUGUGAGAGUGUAUGAGAGUGUGUGAGCGGUCCCGCCCCGUUCACUGUUUAUCUGCAGGGGCGUGUGUGUGUGUGUGUGUGUGUGAGAAAGUGAAUGAGUGUGGAGGCCAAACCCCCCUCUCAACACUACAGAGAGAAAGAGGGAGAGUUGAGGGGGUAAGAACGUAAAGAGAGAGAGAGAGAGAGAGAGAGAGAGAGAGAGAGGGAGAGUAAAGGGCCUGAGGGAAGCUAUGAAGCAGCUGUGGAGUCCCUGUUUGAAGUAAAACACCUCUGGAUUUAUCUUCCGCUCGUUGAGACGGACGGACGGGCGAGUGGACGGACAGACAGACGGACGGUGAAUGAUGGUCAGAUAGAAGAUCGGAGAAGCUGCAGUGAUGUCGUUCUUUGGCCUCGACUGUGUGAAGAAGAAAGAGAAAGAGACGGAGCGGAGGAUCCGAGCGAACGACAGGGAGUACAACCUCUCCUUCAGAUAUGCGACGAACGCCAUCAAAACCUCCAAAUACAACCUGCUGACCUUCCUGCCCCUCAACCUGUUCGAACAGUUCCAGAGGAUCGCCAACGCCUACUUCCUCUGCCUGCUCGUCCUGCAGGUGAUUCCUGCGAUCUCCUCACUGUCCUGGUUCACUACUGUCGUUCCUCUGGCCCUUGUACUGACGGUCACUGCGGUCAAAGAUGCUAUCGAUGAUAUAAAUCGGCACAAGAGUGACCGGCAAGUCAACAACCGCAAGGCCCAAGUGCUCAUCAACGGAGAGCUCAGAAGUGAGAAAUGGAUGAACGUUCAAGUCGGUGACAUCAUCAGGCUGGAGAACAACCAGUUUGUGACAGCAGAUCUGUUGCUCUUAUCAAGCAGUGAGCCUCUGAAUCUGGUGUACAUUGAGACCGCUGAGCUGGAUGGGGAGACUAAUCUGAAGGUGAAGCAGGCUCUGACUGUAACAGGAGAGAUGGGGGGAAGCAUCGAGGCCCUGGCUGCUUUCAAAGGGGAGGUCUGCUGUGAAGCUCCUAAUAACCGUCUGGACCGGUUUACGGGCACUCUGGUGUGGAAGGAGCAGAAGUAUCCUCUGGAUAAUCAGAGCGUGCUGCUGAGGGGCUGCACUCUCCGGAACACUGACUGGUGCUUCGGCAUGGUGCUGUUCGCAGGUCCUGAUACCAAGCUGAUGCAGAAUUGUGGGAAAUCGAGUUUUAAGAGGACCAGCAUCGACCGCCUGAUGAACGUCCUCGUGCUCUUCAUUUUUGGGUUUUUGGUGUUGAUGUGUAUUGUCCUGGCUGUGGGCCAUGGCAUCUGGGAGUACUAUGAAGGGUCAAAGGUCACGGGCUUCGUCCCGAGGGAGGAGACCACGGGCCCGGCAUUUUCUGCCUUCCUCACGUUCUGGUCCUACAUCAUCAUCCUCAACACUGUGGUGCCCAUAUCGCUCUAUGUCAGUAUGGAGGUGAUCCGGUUAGGAAACAGUUACUACAUUAACUGGGACAGGCUGAUGUAUUAUAGCCGCAGCGACACUCCGGCUGAAGCUCGGACCACCACUCUGAACGAGGAGCUGGGACAGAUCCGUUACAUCUUCUCUGAUAAAACCGGCACUCUCACACAGAACAUCAUGACCUUCAACAAGUGCUCCAUCAACGGGAAAACCUACGGAGACGUGAUUGACCACUACUCAGGACAGAGAUUGGAGAUUUCAGAGGACACGGUUCCGGUGGAUUUCUCCUUCAACUCUCUGGCCGACUCUAAGUUCCAGUUCUAUGACAGCAGUCUGCUGGAGGCUGUGAAGCUGGAGACAGUGGAAGUUCACAACUUCUUCAGACUGCUGGCGCUCUGCCACACCGUCAUGGCCGAGGAAAAAAACAACGAUCUGGUGUAUCAGGCUCAGUCUCCAGAUGAGGGCGCUCUGGUGACGGCGGCGCGUAACUUUGGUUUUGUUUUCCGCUCGCGGACUCCGGAGAGUCUGACUAUUGUAGAGAUGGGCGUCCAGCGCAGCUACGAGCUGCUGGCCAUCCUCGACUUCAACAACGUACGAAAGAGAAUGUCUGUCAUUGUGCGUUCUCCUGAAGGAACUCUAUCUCUGUACUGUAAAGGAGCAGACACUAUCGUCUAUCAGAGGCUGCAUCAGUCCUGCGGUAAACUGAAGGAGGUCACAACAGAGCACCUUAACGAGUUUGCUGGUGAAGGAUUGCGGACUCUGGUUCUAGCCUAUAAGGAUCUGGAUGAAGAUUAUUUCUCAGAAUGGCUGCAGCGCCACCAUGAGGCCAACACUGCACUGGAGGGACGAGAGGACAAACUCAACGCGCUUUAUGAGGAGAUCGAGAAAGACCUGCUGCUAAUCGGAGCUUCAGCUAUAGAGGACAAGCUGCAGGACGGCGUGUCCCAGACCAUCGAGCAGCUGGCCAAAGCGGAUAUCAAGAUCUGGGUGCUGACAGGAGAUAAGCAAGAGACGGCUGAGAACAUCGGCUACUCCUGUAAUCUGCUGAGGGAGGAGAUGACAGACAUUUUUAUUGUUGCUGCUCACUCGACUGAGGAUGUCCGGCAGGAGCUGAGAGACGCUCGAGCGAAGAUGCGUCCGAAUGCAGGAGAGGACGCCUUCUUCAUCCCGGAGAGCAUUCUGGGUAACGACCCGAAGGUGGUGCAGGACGAGACAGUGAGCGGAGAGUUCGGACUGGUCAUCAAUGGACACAGCCUGGCGUAUGCUCUGGAGAGCAGUAUGGAGCUGGAGUUCCUGCGGACGGCGUGUAUGUGUAAGACGGUGAUCUGCUGCAGGGUCACUCCACUGCAGAAGGCUCAGGUGGUGGAGCUGGUGAAGAAGUACAAACAAGCGGUCACUCUGGCUAUCGGAGACGGAGCCAACGACGUCAGCAUGAUUAAAGCGGCUCAUAUCGGCGUGGGUAUCAGUGGUCAGGAAGGCAUGCAGGCCGUUCUGUCCAGCGAUUUCUCCUUCGCUCAGUUCCGCUUCCUGCAGCGCCUCCUGCUGGUGCACGGCCGCUGGUCCUACGUGCGCAUGUGCAAGUUCCUGCGUUACUUCUUCUACAAAAACUUCACCUUCACCUUCGUCCACUUCUGGUACGCCUUCUUCUGCGGCUUCUCCGCCCAGACGGUUUAUGAUGAAGGCUUCAUUGCUCUCUACAAUUUGGUGUACACGUCCCUCCCAGUCUUGGGCAUGGCCCUGUUUGACCAGGAUGUUAAUGACGGCUGGAGUCUGGAGUUUCCUCAGCUGUAUGUUCCGGGUCAGCUGAGUCUGUACUUCAGUAAGACGGCGUUUAUGAAGUGCGCACUGCACAGCUGCUACAGCUCACUGGUGCUGUUCUUCGUUCCCUACGCCACCGUGUACGACUCCAUGCGCAGCGACGGAAAGGAAGGAGCCGACUACCAAUCAUUCGCCCUGCUCACUCAGACCUGCCUCACCUUCACUGUGUGCCUCCAGCUGAGCUUGGACCUGUCCUACUGGACAGCAGUUAAUCAUCUGUUUGUUUGGGGCAGUUUGGGGAUGUAUUUUAUUGUGACGUUCACCAUGCAGAGUGACGGACUGUACCAGCUUCACCCACCAUCCUUCCGUUUCAUAGGUACAUCUCGUAACUCUCUGGAUCAGUUCAACGUUUGGCUGACGGUUUUCCUGACGGCCGUACUGUGUGUUCUACCAGUGCUGGUUCAUCGAAUCAUCUUCAUCCAGCUUAAACCCACCAUCAACGACAAGGUGAGAUUUAAGGUCCAUCAGAAGAAAGACCAGCGUCCUUCUCCUCAGCGCCGGACCAAAAUCCGUCGCUCCAGCACCCGUCGCUCCGGCUACGCCUUCUCUCACGCACAGGGCUACGGUGACCUCGUGACCUCCAAAUGGUUUCUCCGACGAUCUGCAGCCCCCCGUUCCACAGGCUUCACCCCGAAGGGCCGCUCGCCUGGAUUCAAACCCACAGGACGAUCGGCCGGUUACAGUCCAUCCAGCAAAGAGCAGAACAACAAACAGGAGGUGGAACCCACAGAACUGCAGCAAUACCGCACUGUCCAAGACUCCACCUUCUGAUAGGUGGGGUCAGCGCUGUAUGCAGAGGGGACAGAGACAUAAGGAGGAGGGGCAGGUUUCAGGAGGGGUGCUGUUCUGGCUGUUGAUGCUUGGACCCCUAUAAUUGCUUAAACGAAUGAACACAUGAAAUUCUAACCAUAAAAACUUUCACUAACAUGCUACUCUGACCUCUCUGGGAGUGACAAUUUCUGACCUUUCAGUUCUUUAGGAAAUGAUAACUACUUACGCAACACACCAAGAUUUGGAAAUACGCCAAAAAGUAACCACAUACAUGGUUGAAUAUUACUAUUAUUAGAACCUUUUUUUUUAGGAGUUGAUGUAUUUUGACACCACUUUUUGUGAAUGAUGAAAGUGUUAGCAACGCAUGGUUAGCUCCCUCACACUCGUCAUCAUUUUUGACUCAGCAAAAAAUAGGUAUAAAUCUUAAAUUGAAUUAUUUAUGUGAGAAUAAUUAAUUGACUAACUUACUGAAAGGCUAUAAUUUCCUGUGUUUGACUCUUCACCACUAUGGUGCACAGCAGCACCCUCAGCACCCCUCCUCCAGCACCUCUGUUCAAGAACCAACAUUACUGAUUUUCAAAACGAGGUGUUUACAUGGUUCUGCGCUGAACUGCUGUUGAUAAUGAACGUUACGCUAACGGGCUUUUAUACACACACUAAGGAGAAACCAACACGUUUCCUAGCAAUAUGAAAAAAAUGGAGAGACUGUUUAGCUCUACACGCCACGACACACAAGAACUAUGCAAACUAGAAAGCUUAUAUCUUUACUACUUUUACACAAAUGCCCACUUAAUGUACCCACUUAAUGGAACAGGCAAGCUUCCGAAAAUUCAGUUAUUCAGAAAUUGGGAUUAGCAUCUUUUAAUUUAUCAUCAGGGCCGGCUCUAGCCUUUUGGGGGGCCCUAAGCAGGAUGUUUUGAGGGGGUCUUUACUAGCUGAUUAGGUAGAGCCGGCACUGAUUAUCAUAUCCUUUUUAUAGUGCUGAAACUAUGUGACACCAAAGACUGGAGAAAUCUUUUUAAUUUUUUUUUUCACAAAACAAGAACAUGUACUUUGAAAUGACUUCACGUUCUACACUCCUACCAACCAGCGCAUUAUUGUAUGACCAGAAAGUGCCUUGAAGUUCAUCCUGUUUAUGCAGAGAUGAUUAUUUUUAUCAUUCAGCCAUUAAAAAUAUGGCGGUUGGAACCAGAGAUGGCGACUCAAGUCAUUUCUUGACUGAUUUGCAACUCAACUCAAACUCUUGACUAAAGACGAGCAAAUUUGUAACCUGAGGAAGAAAACAUGAGCAAAAAAAUUACCAACAUUAAUGCAGAAAAUAAAAGUAAAACAUUUAGUCAUUACUGAAAGCUGCUCUGCAGCUCUCAGCAGUGUCAGGUUUGAUUUGACUUCAAACAAUGAGCCAAACCUUCAGUCCACUGAAGAGAACGGAAACAAAAUUAGAUGACUGGCUAGCACGUUGUUUGGUUAGUGAGCUUACUGACUUUCACGAUAGCCAAUUUAGCUAAAGUUUUGUCUGAAUUCGGUUUUACGGGAUUAUUUUUACACAGCGGCCUGUAACGCAUAAAGAUUUGUAAUUUUGUCUAAAAAUUCUUUGUGUUUUUAUAUUCAAACUGCCACUCUGAGAUCAUUUGCUGUAAAGCAUCUGAUGGUGGAUUAAAGAGGAAUCGAGUAAGAUUUCAUGUAUGUGUGUAUGGAUGUAUGUAUGAGUGAAUGUAUGUGUGAGUAUGAACUUGUUGUACGGCUGGAAUCUCUACUGUUUUAUGACAAUCUUCUUAUUUAUGGUGACCUGUACUGUAAGACUUAAAGGUUUGUUCGUUAUCAAAGCUGAAUGUAAGUGAUGUAAAGAUUAAUAUUCACUCAUCUCCUACAUAUAAGUUAUGCAUGCUGACUUAAUACUAUUCAUUUUUUUAUCAUUUUUCAAUUUAUUACCUUUCAUAUGAGCUCAUAUUUUUAUUUUUUAAAUAUGGGAAACAAAACUUUGGUGGACAAAUGGCAAAAUGGCAUUUCCAUGUUCAAACUGUUUCACAAAAUGUUUUUAUGCAAAGAUUUGUAUAAAUAAAAUACUUUUCUACUGU